This is a messenger RNA of Symbiodinium sp. CCMP2592, 1368 nucleotides long. The record is from the annotation of a GenBank genome assembly. Lineage: Eukaryota; Dinophyceae; Suessiales; Symbiodiniaceae.
AUGCGCCCGAAGCGACUGAGCGCCCCAGCGCUGGGGACACAAAGCCUCAACCUCGAUGACAAGGCACCGCAUUUUGCAUGUCAGGCCUCGUCGGACAUCGAUGGCAGCCCAAUGCCGGCAGCCUUUCACCAUACGAGCACGAUGUCCCUCAACCUCGAUGAAGUGCUGAGAUCCGAAUUCCGUGCAGCCUACGACCAGGAAGCAAACGCGAAGCAUUCCGAUCUCUCUGACGUCUUCAGCAAUGAAUCUGGCCUUGUGGAGCAUUGUUCGCAAGUCAUAGACAGCCAGCUCUUCAUGCUCGUGUUCUUGAUCCUGACGGUCUACGCGCUGUUUGCAACAGACUUGGAUACCCUCCUUGGUACUGUGGACUCAAGAUACGUGCUGAGCAUCGUCACCACGGUGGUGUUCCUCUUGUUCGGAGUCGAGCUGCUGCUUCUGAGUUUGUUCAAGUAUGACUAUGCGUUCCGGGCCUUCUUCUGGCUGGACCUGGUCGCCUUGGUGUCGCUGUUGCCUGAAACGUGGUUUGUGCAGCAGCUUUUUGCCAGUGAUAGCCUGGUGGCUGCCCGCUCCACACGCAUGAUGAAGGCAAUCCGCCUGGUCAUUCGCUCCUCCAAGGCGACAAGACUGAAUCGCUUCACAAGGAUGGUCAGAGUGUCGGCCAUGCUUCCACGGCUCUUUCAGGCUGCUACCAAGAAGCCAGAAGACAGUGGAAAAGACGUCGAAGCUUUGCUCGACCGCAAGCUGCACCGCAUCUUUGUCUACCUAGACAAGGAUCAAGAUGGAAUGGUUAGCGCGGCCCUCGUGGAUGUGAUCGUGCGCCGAAUCAUGCGCAAGAAGAAGCCAAGGCGCAGUCUCACCCGGAUGCUAACCAGGAAUCUUCCGGCUGUACCCGCCAUGCGGCGAGAAAACUCCGGCGUGUCAGAUGUUGGUGGCGUCCUGACAGAGAUUGGAAGCCGGCGAGUGACGGUGAGGAGCGCUUCGUCUGACGAAUGCGAAGGCGUGGACAGCUCACCGACGCGGCGAGUUGGCAACAGCCCGCGGAGCCCGUCUGGCUCGCGGCGAGUAGAGAAACUCCAGACUUUUGCAACUUUGCAAAGUGCAGACAGCGUGAUUUGCAGCCAGAGUCUGGCUGAGGAUGCGGCGAGGCUAGAUUUGGAGGCAUCUCUUGAAGAGGCCGUCAUGUCGCAGCCGACCGAGCCUCUGGGAAAGCAUCGAGUUGCUCCAGACUGCAAUACCUGUGGGGCGCUUUUGUUUGAGAGCCGUUCGGGGUUACCACGGCCUAUUCCGGAGAUCACCAUGUGCCGACUUGUGCACAUGACAUCCAUCCAGUAUGUGGACUGUCCACCAAGCACUACCCCCGGUGACUAG